AUGGCUGCCUCUUCACCUUCUUACAACUUCUCUUCUUCACCAGCAACACCCAUACUCCUCCUAAAAACCAAAUCCAGCCCACACGAUGGAUACGAAGAGUUCUUCUCCGCCCGCGGUUACAACCCCACCUUCAUCCCAGUCCUCGAACACCAUUUCAACGAGGCGAACCUGCAAACCGUAAAACAGCUCUUUCAAUCGGGCGAUUUAAACGAAGGCCCGGGCCGGAAAUAUGGUGGAUUGAUAUUUACCAGCCAGAGGGCUGUAGAGGGGUUUGCAAACUUGCUUAACUCGGAGAUUGGCGUCCCAAUCGCCUCGGAAGCAUCAAAAUCCCUAAUCCUCUACACCGUCGGUCCCGCAACUUCUCGCUCCCUAACAACCCUCCAACAAACGCACCUCCCCCAUGCAACCAUCCACGGCUCUGACACCGGCAACGGCGAGAACCUCGCCCGCUUCAUCCUCUCCCAUUACAACGGCAUACACAACAGCAGCAGCCCACAAACAGCGAAACCGCCCCUCCUCUUCCUCGUCGGCGAACAACGGCGCGAUAUCAUCCCCAAAAUGCUUACGGCGGAGACACUCCCGCCCGCUGAGCGGAUAGGCGUCGACGAGCGGAUUGUGUAUGAGACGGGUGUGAUGGGGUCGUUUGAGGGGGAUUUUGAGGCUGCUGUGGCUGCUGGAGGGGAUUAUUUGGGCGUUGACGAGGGGAGGGUGAUGUGGGUUGUUGUGUUUUCGCCGACGGGGUGUGAUGCUAUGCUUAGGGUGCUUGGGUUGCUUGGUGGUGGGAAGGUGUUGGGAGGGGAGGGGAGGAGGGUGUUUGUUGCUACUAUUGGGCCAACGACGAGGGAUCAUCUUCGCGGGAAGUAUGGGUUUGAGCCUGAUGUUUGUGCGGAGAAGCCUAGUCAGGAAGGUGUGGGGAGGGGCAUUGAGGAGUUUAUGGAGACGUGGAGGAAAGGGAAGGGUGGGCAGUAA
This is a messenger RNA of Aspergillus wentii DTO 134E9, 969 nucleotides long. Its product is annotated as uroporphyrinogen-III synthase HEM4. NCBI's taxonomy places the organism in Eukaryota, Fungi, Ascomycota, Eurotiomycetes, Eurotiales, Aspergillaceae. Gene Ontology annotation, molecular function: uroporphyrinogen-III synthase activity. The record is from RefSeq and is a predicted model, not a curated record. The coding region runs from base 1 to 969 and encodes 322 amino acids. Gene Ontology annotation, biological process: uroporphyrinogen III biosynthetic process. The transcript has 2 exons.